Molecule: messenger RNA, 3258 nt
Organism: Seriola aureovittata
Lineage: Eukaryota; Metazoa; Chordata; Actinopteri; Carangiformes; Carangidae
Gene: homeza
Product: homeobox and leucine zipper encoding a
Exons: 3
Coding region: 666-2675 (669 amino acids)
Biological process (GO): regulation of transcription by RNA polymerase II
Cellular component (GO): nucleus
Molecular function (GO): DNA binding; DNA-binding transcription factor activity, RNA polymerase II-specific
Source: RefSeq, a predicted model, not a curated record
CACUGUGGGAGAGUCGUUGGGCCUUCUGGGCUUCCUGGUCCUCAGCUCCGCCUCGCCUCGAUCUGGCCGGACAGGGGGAAACACUUCUCAGUUAAAGAACAAAAGCAACAACGGACAGACCGAGGAGGACGAAGUAACGGCGACUCCAGUUCAGACCCGAACCUCACGGAUUUGAGAGAUCCGCGUCCUCCGCGGCAAAGAACCGGCCGACGACUGAACUCACACGAAAGGCGACAAACUUGGUCGCGUCGCAUCUUUGUAUUCCGCCCGUAAAUCGUCGAGGUGCUUGAUAAAUAAGACAAGGGUCAAACAGGCAGACAGACGGUAUUGUUUCCCUGCUCUUCCUCUAAACUUCGGCUGUAAAAAAAGCAAAGUAGCAGAAGGGAAACUCCGGGUUUCCUUUGUUUUCUCUUCGCCCAAACGGACUUCGGGGAGAAAGGGUUGUUUUGGCGUUUUCGGUUUCUGUUGUGGGAUCUGCCUUUGUGAGGAGGCUACACUUAUCUUUCAGGACUGAGUACUUGGAAGUGGAACAAAGCCCGACUGGGAAAGGGGUGAGAAAUAGACGGUGAUGGAUUUUUCGUAGAUGCCCAUUCCACACGCCCCCACCCUUUGUGGCCGAUCCCCCCACUCACACAAAACAAAAGUGAAAGGCCUUGACAUCCCAGAUGGCAACCUACAGUGAACAUAAUGGCAGAAACGGACUAUUUGUGGGCAUGAAGGGGUCUUUCGAAGGAAAAGCAACAAAGACAGAAUGUGAAGGAAAGCUUGAAGCUAAACGGCCCUCCAAGGAUUUGCGCCACUCUGCCAGCUCAGCAGAGAGCAACGCAAGCGGUGUGGCUAGUUUCACCACUAACCACAACUCUGUUGUUUGUCUGCCUCUGGUGUCAGAGGGACUGAAACUAGUAUGGACACAGUCUGAUCAGACCCGUGAACUUGACACAAUCCCAGAGCUGGUCCAAGCCUUUAACUUAUUUCCGUACCCAUCAUCCCGUGAGGUUAACACCCUGGCCCGGCUAUGUUCCUUGCCGCUGGACAAAGUUAAGGUGUGGUUUAUGGUGCAGAGAAUUAAAUAUGGGAUCAGCUGGUCUUCAGAGGAGAUAGAGGAGACACGGCGGAAGCUAGCAGUACCUGAGCUUUAUGUUGACUCUACUGAAACAAACGAGGAUGGCAAAACAAACGACAAAAGCGAAAUUUGUGAGGAACUGGCAAUUGAGGAAAAAGGUAGCGAUGAAGUAGAGGGUGCUCUCACCAGCAUCACCCCCCAGAAAGUGAAACCAAAGUGUGAGUCACCAGAUUCCUAUAAACCAGCCAAACCCUCUGUCCCAUGUUUCAGUUCCACCCUUCCACCUCCUCAGGAUUCAUACUUCUACCGCCCACCAGCAGACACGCCAGCAAGUACAGCAACCGAUGUCUCCCUUGACCUUUCAGAGUCAUCUUCGCGGCAGCACCGUCAUGGGCGCUACAAAAAGUCUAAAGCUCAGCUCGCUGCUCUUCGAAAGAGCUUCCUGAGAGAGAACUGGCCCGCAGAGGCAGAGCUCAGACGUUUGCAGGAAGAAACUGGGCUGACCCGCAAUGACAUUCGUAAAUGGUUCAGUGACAGCCGUUACCAGCUUAGGGUUGGCCGAGGAAGCCUGGCAGCAGCCCAGAGCUAUUCUAAACACCCUGCUGUGGGGGGUAAACAUGAUCAACAAACUCAACCUCUUCCACUUAUUACUCAAAAGACUCGUCAUCCUAAUAGUGUGAAGGGCAGUGAGGCAGCACGUAGCAACGGGACUAAAAAUUCACAUUUCUUUCAGACCUUUUUGUCAAACACCCUGGAAGCCUUUGGGGAAAGGGUUCUUGAAACAGAAGAGUGUGAUGCUAUGGAGGAACUUUCUGGUGAUGGCGACAGUUUUAAAGACGAGGAACAAAGUGAAGAACAACCCUUACAAUUGACCAAGACCUGCAAGAUUGAGCCAGAUGUUCCACAGGAACCAUCAGGUGUAUUAAAAUCCUCCCCCUUCUCUUCCACCUCUGGCAGCCCACCACUGACCACCUCGCCCACUAAACCGCCUUCAAACAGCAACAACACAUCAAAGAAGUCAGCCCACCCAGCCAAAGCCAGUCCUUCACAAACACCCGUGCGCGUCUCAGGGGCUCCUUCAUCUGCAUCCACGUCCCCUGCUCUCACUCCUGCUGGGCGACCAAGAAAGACCAAGGAGCAGCUGGAUGUGUUAAAGCAGCACUUCUUGCGCUGCCAGUGGCCCAAGAGUGACGAUUACACUGAACUUGUUAAGCUUACAGGUUUACCCCGGGCAGAUGUUAUUCAGUGGUUUGGUGACACGCGGUAUGCUGUCAAAAAUGGUCAGCUACGCUGGGUGAAGGGGGUCCGUGACCAGUUCUUGGCAGAACUUGCUGCCCAGCAAAGUGGCAGUGGUUUAACUAAUGGAAGUGGCUCUGGGACAUCUACCCGAGUUGGCGGUAGCCGUAAACGAAAAUCUCAAGCAAAUGGAACAAGUGCAGAUCCCCCUGAUACUCAGCCAUUGAUAGCAUAUUACCUUUCAACAGGCUCACUACAUGAAAAAGACCUUGACUCUCUAUGCAAGAAAUCAAGAAUGAGCUACCAGCAAGUGCGAGAUUGGUUUGCAUCUCAGGAUGUUGUGGAAACUGACCAAGAGCCUAUCAUUACUGAUUGAGACACUGGAACCAGACUUCAGAACGUUUUAUCAAAGUAGGUGGAGUGCUCCUCACAUCCUUUGCACCAACAAGCAUAGUUAUUACUUUGGUUUAAAUUGCUUUAAUUGAGGCAGGUUUGAAACAUCCAGUCUUCCCAGUACAAGCCCCAAAUCAGGUUUGCGUUUUUUAUAUAUGCUGCAUUUCUUGCUUAUCCUAAUAUAUUUGGACUUGAAUUAUACUUGUGCUGCCUGUGUUGCUGUAAAUAGGACAGUAACUUGUACACUGGUUUGCGUUAUUUUUUUGAGCUUAUUAUUUUUGUUUAGAUAUCACUACUACAGAUUUUUCUAGUAUGCUAUUGUAGCAGUAUAAUUUAAACUGGUUGUACUUUUGGUACCUUACUAUAGCAGAUGAGUAACUGCUCCAGAAAAUGUCUACGUUGAAUUUGUUGACUGAUCACUGUGUGUCAUCAUUCCUUUACAGCCAAUAAUUCCUUAUCAUGAAAAGCACACUGGACAUGUACACUUUAAAAUGACAUCUUGCACUUUGGUUUUAGAGCCUGCUGCCAUUAUGUUCAUUAAAUCCAAUUCUUUCUCAAAAGAUGAA